AUGACCGACGUCACCAAACAGAUCAAGACCGUAUUCGUCGGUGGUCUCGAUCAACAAGUCACACAGCAAACUCUCCACGACGCCUUCAUCCCCUUUGGCGACAUUACGGACGUGUCAUUACCCAAACCAGAACUAGCAUCAAACAAAGACCCCCACCGCGGUUUCGGCUACGUCGAAUUCUCUCUCGCAGAAGAUGCUCGCGAAGCAAUCGACAACAUGGACCAAUCCGAACUCUACGGCCGCGUGAUCAAAGUCAAUCAAGCCAAACCACAGAAGAACCGUGACGAAGGCCUGGGGAGUCGGACUGCAGUGUGGGAGCAGGAAGGUUAUGCCGCCAAAUACAACGUCGAUGACAACGACAACGACAACGACGUUGGUGCUGGUGACAAUGCACAGGGAGGACGGAGUGGUACGGACGAUGCGAUGCAAGGACUCGAAGGUCUCGCUGAAGCUGGACCGAGAAUGCAAUGA
This is a messenger RNA of Sphaerulina musiva SO2202, 471 nucleotides long. Its product is annotated as peptidyl prolyl cis-trans isomerase cyclophilin. The record is from RefSeq and is a predicted model, not a curated record. Gene Ontology annotation, molecular function: RNA binding. The transcript is spliced from 3 exons. Bases 1 to 471 code for a protein of 156 amino acids. Lineage: Eukaryota; Fungi; Ascomycota; Dothideomycetes; Mycosphaerellales; Mycosphaerellaceae.